Messenger RNA from Arachis duranensis, 1040 nucleotides. RefSeq names its product E3 ubiquitin-protein ligase PUB23. The record is from RefSeq and is a predicted model, not a curated record. Gene Ontology annotation, molecular function: ubiquitin protein ligase activity. Gene Ontology annotation, biological process: protein ubiquitination. Lineage: Eukaryota; Viridiplantae; Streptophyta; Magnoliopsida; Fabales; Fabaceae.
UCUUCUCUCCUCAUUCCUCAGCUCUCAGCUCUCAACUCAAGUUUCAACUUUCAAGAAAGAAAACAAAUCAAAUUAAAUCAGAUCACACCUCAGAUUCAGAUCCAUGGAUAACGAGAUCGACGUUCCUCCGUUCUUUCUCUGCCCAAUCUCGCUUGAAAUCAUGAAGGAUCCAGUAACCGUCUCCACCGGCAUCACCUACGACAGAGAGAGCAUCGAGACAUGGCUCUUCUCCGCCAAGAACAACACCUGCCCCGUAACCAAGCAACAACUAUCUUCUUCUGAUUUCUCCGAUCUAACUCCAAACCACACUCUUCGCCGAUUGAUUCAGUCAUGGUGUACCAUCAACGCUUCCUACGGCAUCCAAAGGAUUCCCACACCUAAACCACCGGUCAACAGAAACCAGAUCUCAAAGCUCCUCAAAGAUGCUUCCCGUUCCACCACCGUCAACCAGAUCAAGUGUCUCAGAAAGCUCAAAUCCAUUGCUUCUGGAAGCGAAACAAACAAAAGGUGCAUGGAAGCUGCUGGUGCCGUUGACUUCUUGGCUUCCGUUGUCAACAACAACAUCGAUUGUUCUUCUUCUGAUCAUCACGACGACGAUGAUGAUGAUGAAGCUUUGAAGAAUAGUCCCUCCGAUGAAGCACUAAGCAUGCUCUACAAUCUUCAUGUAUCCGAAGCUGGAUUGAAGAAUCUCAUAGGAUUCAAGAACGGAGAGUUUGUGAAUUCUCUAACGAGGAUUUUGCAGAAAGGAACAUACGAUUCAAGAGCUUACGCAGUUUUCAUGCUGAAAUCAAUGUGUGAGGUGGCUGAACCGGUUCACCUUCUUCACUUAAGAACCGAGUUAUUCGUGGAGCUAGUUCAGGUUUUGAAGGACCAGAUUUCUCACAAGGCAACAAAAGCCGCCCUCCACGCUCUGAUCCAGAUCUCUUCGUGGGGGAGAAACAGGAUCAGAGCGGCAGAGGCCGGCACAGUUGCCGUUCUCGUGGAGCUUCUUCUCGAAACUAAAGAGAGGAAGCCCUGCGAGAUGAUGCUAGUUUUGUUAG